UUGAGUACCACUCAUCCUGUGUCUGCACAUCCUCUAGGAUGACUUGCUUCAGCACUCUACCAAAGGCCAACCUCCAUCUCAGCCUCCUUCUGCCUAACAAUACCCUCGGGUUCAGGAAGAGUCAUUAUCCUGCUUGUUCAGAAGGAGAAACUGAGGCAUGCAUCAGCAAACCACACUGCCCCUUAGGAAACCAAUUGUAUGAACCAGACAAAGAGCCAGAGCUUGAACCCCAGUGUUGCCUUGGGUCACCAGAAUCACAAAGAUGGAGUGUGAUGUCCAGUUUUAUCAUAUGUCAGGCAGUGAGACCUUAAACAAGUUGUGAAACCUCUCUGAGCCCCAGUUUCCUUAUCAGUAAGAUGGAGGAAAUAACAAGAUCUACCUCACCAUGUGGUUGCAAGGAGUGAGGGCAGAGGCCCUCAGUCAAUAUUAGUAUUACUCUCUGCAGAUCACAGAGCUCAUACAUGUGUCUGCCUCUUUAUGCACGUGUGUGCAGACACUCUGUAUCUGUGUGUGCUUGUGGCACAAAGCUGUUUGUGUGCCUACAUCACAACCCCAGCCGAUGACUAGGCCCUGCUGAGGUUUCAAGUUAAGACAGUAGCAUGUUUGCUUAUGUGCUUCUGUUUAGCCUUCUGAGCCAUGCUUGGUGGUUGAAGUAGGAGCUUUCAUCCUCACUGGAACAUGAGUGAGUGGUUGAGUUUGGAGCCAGCUGUGAAAGUCAGGGCAGCCUUGCCCUGUGAAGCCAGCGGGCUUCCACGUGCUCUGGCUGACCUGAACUGGGAAGGCGGGGAGCCAGAGGUAGGGGCCGAGAAGGGCUAGAGCUGGAGGAAGGGAGCUGAGGAGGAGGAGGAGGAGGAGGCCAAAGAGGGCCUAGGAAGGAACCCGGACCCAAAAGGAAAUGCACACUCAGAUCUGGAGUCUGGUGUACCCAGAGCCCCUUCUGUGGGUGGCUUUGGGAGCCUCCCCCAGCCCCCUCUCCCCACCCACUUCACUGAGACUGCUUUAUGUUCCUGUUCCCAGGAGGCAGCUGGCACCCAGGGAGGCUGGAGCUGGUGGGGCGGCGCUCCCCACUUUGUGCCCAGAGCCAUUCCAAAGGGUGUGUCCCAGCAGGGCACACACACACAGUGAUUAGGGGGAGGGAGGAGUGGCAUUCACUGUCCACUGCAGGACCCAGCCGGUGGGCUGGACAGCAGCCAGCUCUCCCCAGGCUCUUGGCUGCAACAUCAUUGGCCCUGGCACCACCCAUAGCCUACCCAGACACUCCUUCCAGUCCAGGGGCUGGAGCCCUGGCUAGGAGGAGCCGCCUGGGGGUAGGCUGGGCUGGGCACCUCAACUCUGCACACCCCUCCCUGCAGCUUCCCUCCCACAUCCCGCUCCAGCUGGGUUUGAAAAGGCGCUCCCAUCCUUCCUCCUCUCCACAUCAGGCCCUGCCCUGUACUCUGUCCUUUCAGCCGGAAGCUGUACCCAUAAACUGGCUCUACCCCAUAGACCCCCUCCUGUCCUCUUAACCACUGAGAGAACCCUCUGAGCCAGGCCAGCUGCUAGCUUUCCUCCGUGACUCCCCCUCUAGCCUCCACUCCCCCACCUGACAUGCCCUCCUCUCCUGCUCCCUGCAGCACCAUCUUCCAGGCCAGACAGCCCCACUCCUCCUGGAGCCCGGUCCCUGUGAGCCUGCCUUACUAAAAGCACUGCCCUGUUCCUUAUGCACCCAUGGGGUGGUGGAUGCACCUUGCCCCACUGUCAAGUCCGCCUGUGCUUUAUCUGCCCCACAAGAUGAGAGGCUCCAAGGUUGGCACUGCACUGCACCCACGCCACCUCCACCCAGGCCAUUGAGGCAAACCCUUUAUGGGCACUCAGCAAACACUUCUGGAUUCAUACUGAUUCCAUCCAGGUCAUGUGUUGGCACCUUUACCUCCUGGGUCUGGGAGUGGAGUGUGGAGUUAUGCUUCAUUGGAUAUUUAACUAGUGCCUUUGUGGACAAAGGGAUUUGACUUCUCAGUCUUUGGCUUGGGUGUUCCGGGAGUACCUGGUUUUUGAUAAAAAGCUAUGGAGUCAUCCAAUCUUGGAAACUGUCCACCUGCUCUGAUGAAGCACCCCCGCUUCUUCCCUUCAGCACCCAAUUCCCUGACCUAGCAGCCUCUUCCCACCACAUCCUGGCCGCCCAGCCUCUCUCUCCCCUCACGCAGCAGUCCACAGCCCUCUUUCCACAGCAUGGAGGGUCUGACAGAUGCAUUCUAGUCCAUUGUGGAGACGCCUACUCCCCUGCCUGCAGUGGUGGGUAUUCACAGUUUUAGAGGGAACCACAGAGACAGACCUGACCCUUCCUGCCUUCCUGAAGCAAGUUUGCCUGCCUCUCUGGGGCAGGCUUCCUGCAGGGCAUAUCCCAAGAAGGAAUGAAUCUGUAACAUUGGAAUUUCAGGCAAGGGGCACCUGUUGGAGGAGAUAGUUUUGUCUGUACCAUCUUUCUGGGGCUCUGCAAAUCACAGCCUCAUCCCUGGACCUUCAUGGCCAAUGUACCUUUGAGAUUUACUUCUGGUUUCAGGAUGCUUUAAGGCUCAUGGCCUGCCCAGGAAGAGUGGCAGAGGCCACGGAAGGCCAAGCACCUCAUUGGACUCCUUUGUUUUGUGCUUGUUUUCCAUGACACCAGGGGAAGAUGAUCAACAGGAAAGAUUUGCUCCCCUGGCUCUCCCCUGAUUUCUGAGAACAGUCAGCAGAGGUAUCAAGGCGUUAAUGGUUAUUUCCUCCAGGUGACCAGUCAGUUCCAGGGUAAAAGAGGCCUGACAGCACCCAGCUGGCCAGAGCCUCCCAGGUGGCAGUUUUCAAGAAGGCUUGAAGGGAAGGUUUGUGUGAGGUUUGAAGGAAAGGCCUGGGAGAGGGUGUUUGGCCACACCUCUGUGAUUGGUGGCUGGCCCACCCCAGUGUGGGCUGCUGGAACCUCCGGUUGGCAUUUCUGAGUCAGCCUGCGUGAUAUGUGUUUGUUUGAGGGGAAGGGGUGUCUGUGGGUCCUACCCACAAGGUCUCAUGACCCCCAGCGGAGGAGGGAGCUGCAGUUCUGUGGUUACUUCCUGCACUCCCUCUUUUUUUGUUACUUAAAGGAUUGCUGUGCAGUGUUUGAUUUGGUUAAGUUACACUCACGACCCUGUAAGGAGAAAACAUAUAAUUCUAGUAAUUUUAUUGGGCUUAGGUUUCAGGCAAAUGGAAAUAAAAUUGCCUCUAAAAAGACAGACACGCUGAAUUGAAUAAAACAAUAAUAAUAAAAAGCCUCCCUUGCUUUGAGAUAAGUGGUAAGUCAUUUUAUGAAGUACUACAGAAAGGGGGGGGAACCCACAAAAAACAAAACGGAGGAACCCGGGAGAAAAGAGGGGAAAAGAAAAGCAAGAAAAGCUCCUCCACCGCCCUUGCCUUUAUUUCUGCUUUACCUUUUCCAAAGAACUUAAUUUCGUGUCAUAAAGUGAAGCGUAAAGCGCGAGUGGUGAGAUCGUCCUGUCCCGCGCUUGACAGUACAGGUGGACCAAAGGGGCUCCCGGCCAAAUACUUCUGGUUGGAGGGAGGGGAGGGAGUGCUCGCUCAAAACCACUCCUGGAAUGGCUUAACUCGCCCAGCACGAAUCAAUGACAACCUCCCGCCGGCUGCGGCAGGCUCCCCCGAGCAGCGCGGCCGCGUGGAUUCCCAGCCUGGGACCCUGGCGGCGCUCAGGACACUGCCCGGGCACCAGCGCGGCGUCCCCCGGGCGGCCAGGGCUCUGGCUGAGAACAUGGCCAAUGACAUUGACGAGCUCAUUGGCAUUCCCUUCCCCAACCACAGCAGUGAGGUCCUGUGCAGCCUCAAUGAGCAGCGGCACGAUGGCCUGCUGUGCGACGUGCUCCUGGUGGUGCAGGAGCAGGAGUAUCGGACCCACCGCUCUGUCCUGGCUGCCUGCAGCAAGUACUUCAAGAAGCUCUUCACAGCUGGCACCCUAGCCAGCCAGCCCUAUGUCUACGAGAUCGACUUUGUCCAGCCUGAGGCUCUGGCCGCUAUCCUGGAGUUCGCCUACACCUCCACACUCACCAUCACUGCCGGCAACGUCAAGCAUAUCCUCAAUGCAGCCAGGAUGCUGGAGAUCCAGUGCAUUGUGAACGUGUGCCUGGAGAUCAUGGAGCCUGGGGGGGAUGGAGGGGAGGAGGACGACAAGGAGGAUGACGACGAUGACGAAGAUGAUGAUGAUGAGGAGGACGAAGAGGAGGAGGAGGAGGAGGAAGAGGAGGAUGACGAUGAUGACACGGAGGACUUUGCUGACCAAGAAAACUUGCCUGACCCCCAGGACAUCAGCUGCCACCAAAGCCCUUCCAAGACGGACCAUCUCACAGAGAAGGCCUAUUCAGACACCCCCAGGGACUUCCCUGACUCCUUUCAGGCUGGCAGUCCUGGCCAUCUGGGGGUGAUCCGGGACUUUUCCAUCGAAUCUCUGCUGAGGGAGAACCUGUACCCCAAGGCCAACAUCCCCGACAGGAGACCCUCCUUGUCUCCAUUCGCCCCGGACUUCUUCCCACACCUCUGGCCAGGGGACUUCGGUGCCUUUGCCCAGCUGCCUGAGCAGCCCAUGGACAGUGGGCCACUGGAUCUGGUCAUCAAGAAUCGAAAGAUCAAGGAGGAGGAGAAGGACGAGCUGCCCCCACCCCCACCGCCACCCUUCCCUAAUGACUUCUUCAAGGACAUGUUCCCUGACCUGCCGGGGGGCCCUCUGGGACCCAUCAAGGCAGAGAACGACUACGGUGCCUAUCUCAACUUCCUGAGUGCCACCCACCUGGGAGGCCUCUUCCCACCCUGGCCCCUGGUGGAAGAGCGCAAGCUGAAGCCCAAGGCCUCUCAGCAGUGCCCCAUCUGCCACAAAGUCAUCAUGGGGGCCGGGAAGCUGCCGCGGCACAUGAGGACCCAUACCGGGGAGAAGCCAUACAUGUGCACCAUCUGCGAGGUCCGCUUCACCAGGCAGGACAAGCUGAAAAUCCACAUGCGGAAGCACACGGGGGAGCGGCCCUACCUGUGCAUCCACUGCAACGCCAAGUUUGUGCACAACUACGACCUCAAGAACCACAUGCGCAUCCACACGGGAGUGCGGCCCUACCAGUGCGAGUUCUGCUACAAGAGCUUCACGCGCUCCGACCACCUCCACCGCCACAUCAAGCGCCAGAGCUGCCGCAUGGCGCGGCCCCGACGCGGCCGCAAGCCCGCUGCGUGGAGGGCCGCCAGCCUGCUCUUCGGGCCGGGUGGCCCGGCCCCCGACAAGGCGGCCUUCGUGAUGCCUCCGGCUCUGGGCGAAGUGGGCGGCCACCUGGGCGGCGCAGCCGUGUGCCUCCCGGGCCCCAGCCCCGCCAAGCACUUCCUGGCAGCGCCCAAGGGCGCCCUGAGCCUGCAGGAGCUGGAGCGGCAGUUCGAGGAGACGCAGAUGAAGCUGUUUGGGCGCGCGCAGCUGGAGGCUGAGAGGAACACGGGGGGCCUCCUGGCCUUCGCACUGGCCGAGAACGUGGCGGCGGCGCGGCCCUACUUCCCGCUGCCCGACCCGUGGGCCGCGGGCCUGGCCGGCCUCCCUGGGCUCACCGGCCUCAACCACGUGGCCUCCAUGUCCGAAGCCAACAACUAGGCUGGUCACUGUCGACUCCAGCCCACCAGCCCUCCAGUCCUUCUCCCUCCAGGCCCGCUCUUCCCCCACCCCAUGGAUCUGAACUUUUCAUUUUAAAAACACAAAGGGAAAAUGGAAAAAAAUAAUAAUACUAUCAGUGAUGGCAUUUUCCCAGGCUCCUAAAGCAGCUGCCUCCUUUUGCUGUUCUGAGACGGGCAUCUCUUCCCAAAAGACCAGGAGCCCGGGCCUCCCUCCCUGGCUGUCUCUCUGGCUCUCAUGUAGAAAUUUGCACCGGCCCAAGCCACACAGAACUGGAUGCCCAGGGGCACUUAGGAGCUGGGUGAGUUAAGAGGGGUCAGGGGGUGGUUGGCCUGGUGCCCAGCCAGAUGGAGCAGGAGGAGGUAGGGGCUGGGCAUGCACCUUGGUUAAGCCCCACCCCCUGUGGCAGAGUCUCUGCCAACACUCCUCUGAGGGCUCAUUUUCCAGUCUCCAGUGGCCCCGGGGUCUUUUUGAGAACUACCCACCUGCCACAUAGAAAGAAAUGCUCUGUUGGCAGGGAAGCCCCCUGGAACCAGUCAGGAACCAGGCUCUGGGAGGCCAGGGCCAUUUUUUCCGUUACCUGUCCUGUGACCUUGACAGGUCAGCCCUCUGUAGCUCAGUGUCACCCGGCUAUAGAAGGGGCUGGUAACUUAGGUUUCCUCCCUCCACCUCUAAACACAUACACACCUAUCCCCCCAGAGAAUCCCAGAGAGGGUAGGAGCUUUGUACUCCCCAAGUCCAUGGGGAAACAGUUUAUCUUUCUGGACUUAGUUUUAUUACAUCCAGCUCUAUAUUAGCAUAUUAGCAUAGGUGAGAAAUAUGGCCAGACUAGACAGAGAUCGGGGGUCCGGGGAGCUUCCGAACUUCACCAAAGCCCACAGGCAGGUCUGCGAACUCCGAAUGCUACCUUACCUUCCCUGCAGGCCGCUGUUCGUGUCUGGACCCCUGGUGGCACUAGUGUUUACCCCAUCUCCAAUGCCCCUUCCAAGGCUGUGCAGUGUCUUGGGGCUCUCAGGGCCAACAUCGAAGAGAUGGGGGCCACCUCUUAACACCUGGCAACAGUUUCCCCUCACCCUGAUUCCUGAAAACAGAGAAAAUACAUACCUGUAGGUUUUCUAGGGUUUAUCUGUUUGCUUUUUGAGUUGUGGGUUCCUCAGGGCCUUGGCAUUGCUAGCGAUGGUCCCGUUUGCUGUGUGAGAACCCCCUCAACCCCAUCCUCCUCCCUCUGGGGGUGAAGUAGGAGUAUUUGGCUCCCUUUUUUAACAAAAGGGCUCAGUGCAGAGAAGUGGAGGCCUCUGAGGUUUGAAGGGCUCUGUGAGUUAGAGCUGUCACAUGUUCUCCUGAUUCUUGAGUUUUCAACAGGUCCUGAAAAGGAAGGCUCUGCUGGCCCCGUGCCUUCCUGAGCUUCUCUCCCCUUCCCUCCCUCUCUUUUCUUGCUGAGUUUGCUUUGGUUUCUUAGCAGCCCAGAGAGGAGGAGGGUUCAUCCCCAGGGAGGGCCCAGGGCUGGAGUCCCCAAUCUCUGUGCUGUGGGCACAAAGAGACUUCAGCUCUUCCUGUCGCCUUGGCUUUUUCCUGAGCAAACACACAACAAACAAAAAGGCCAGAGAAGAGCACAGACUCUGUCCCUCUCACAGCUCUCCGGAAGAGACCCCCUGAUUCUUCGCACCACCGGAUGCCACUCCAGCCAGCAGGAUUGCUACACACGCCCUCUGUUCUCAGAAGUCAUCUGCCUGGGCAGCCACCUCUCAGAUUCCUGUAGCCGCCUCUCAGAUUCCUGUCUUCGUUUCAGACACUUGCCCCAGAAGCAUGCUCAUGUCCACCAGCCAAUGUGCCCGUGUCCCCCCCAUCAGCCAAGCGAUUGGGGCCGAACCAGACUUUAAAAGAGAGGAAAAAAAAAAAAAAAAGGAAACAUGAAUAAAUUGGAAUCCAGUGGUGUUGGGGCUUUUGUUUUUAUUUUGUAAAGGUGAUGACUUCUUAUAAACUCAAUUUUUCAGAUGA
Messenger RNA from Chlorocebus sabaeus (green monkey), 7630 nucleotides. It is a transcript of the gene ZBTB7C, whose product is annotated as zinc finger and BTB domain containing 7C. Gene Ontology annotation, molecular function: RNA polymerase II cis-regulatory region sequence-specific DNA binding; protein binding; DNA-binding transcription factor activity, RNA polymerase II-specific. The record is from RefSeq and is a predicted model, not a curated record. NCBI's taxonomy places the organism in Eukaryota, Metazoa, Chordata, Mammalia, Primates, Cercopithecidae. Gene Ontology annotation, biological process: regulation of transcription by RNA polymerase II.